AUGCCCAUUGCACUUCAGAACCGCGAUGCUGCCCCCCAGGACGCUAGACCUAUGCAAACCAUCGUUUCGGUCGUCUAUGUAACCGCUGAGAAGACAUUCUCUGGCGAAGCCGUGUAUGUCACAGCAGACAUGCCCGACACCAGGCCCUAUCGCUCUCUGCCUGCGGACCCAGAUUUUCCAGGCGCCAUCAUCCCGCGCCCUACCCAGACCGGGGAAGAAGAAGAGGCUUCAACGACUGCUCCACGGACCUCAUCGAAACCUCCAUCUUCCACAACACUUCCGACGACUACCUUAGCGGCUUCCCUUCCCCUAAUAUCGAGCACGCUGGAAUCGUCGGGUCUGUUGACGUCGACUCUUCCAACUAGUGCGGCUGCCGCGGCUAGCACUGAGAAUGCACAGCCGUCCUCGGCAUCGAGCGAAGGCAUGUCGGGCGGCGCAAAGGCUGGAUUGGCUUUGGGAAUCUUGAUUGCCAUUGGCGCGGUGCUUGCCUUGGUCCUACUCUUUUACCGCCGGAAGAAGCAGCAGAACAAAUCGCGAGAGGUGGAGGAUGAGAAGUUCGACAUGAGUCCCGCCCUCGCCCCUCCUCCUCCACCGGCUAAGAACACUGCUGCCAGUAUCCGAACUGCCAGGACAGCAUCAACAGCUCCGCGAUUGAGCCUUCGGCCAGUCACCGAGUUCCUACCCAACCUAGCAGGAGAUGGCAGGAGCACCAGCAACAAGCAGGAGAUGGUCGUUGCUCCGGGACCAUCUUCAAGCGCCGAUGCCAACGGCUUCCUUGCACCAAUGGCAGCAGCAGCAGGCGGUAGCGCCUGGGAGCGUCCAGGAGCUCACAACCAUCCUAACGAUCCCGCCAACCCAUUUGGAAACCAUGCGGAGACUAUUGAAUCGCGUAGUCCUCCCGGACCAGCCGAAAUGCUCGCAUCGACCACGCCGGCCAAGCCUGAAAUCAUCUCACCUGUUUCGCCUCUUGAGUCAGAGAAUUCGGUCCCCUUCGGUGCUGUUGCUGUUCGGGCUCAUGUUGCACAAAAUCCUCUCAGCGGGCAACGAAAUGGUGCAGGCCCGGCAGAGAUGCCGAAUCCUGCACCCGCGCAACCGACUGAGCUCCCUGCUGCUCCCAUACCUUCUCCUCCGGUUCUUGCGGCAAUCCCUGCCUCACCCGUUCCCCCGCCUAGCGCAAUGAACACUGUGCAUCGCGUGCAGCUGGAUUUCACGCCCAAUAUGGAUGACGAGCUUGACCUGCGCGCGGGUCAACUUGUCAGAUUACUUCACGAGUAUGAUGACGGAUGGGCCCUCUGCCAACGCAUGGAUCGCUCUCAACAAGGUGUCGCCCCUCGGACUUGCUUGUCGAAGCAUGCAGUGAAACCACGCCCGGCCAGUCCAGCUCAGGGCCGCCCGGGAGGUGCCUCUCCUCAGCUGCGCGGCCCUCCUAGAAGCCCUCUACCUCUCUCUCCGCCAAAUGGUCGCAACUCACCGGGUCCGUUUGCCCGACAAGCUGGCCCCGUGCCGCCGUCUGUCGGACGCAACCUCCCUAGCCCCUUUGCUGAACAACCUCGCUCGGCGUCUCCAACCGGCGGCCGUGGGCGCUCCCAGAGCAACGCGGCUUAUCCUGGAGCCCUUCGGUCCAUGUCGCCCGGCCCAUAUGGUGCGGGUCCAGGUCCUUCGAGGCCGCAGCCGUCGCGCCGCCGGUCUAACUCCGCCAGCGGGGUGACAGGUCUCAGGACGUCCCCUCCCGGUCUGAGCCCCAUGAAUCCUGCCGCCGCCGGUACUGUGCCACUGCGCAAACCCGUGCCUGGCCAGGCUAUAUGA
Messenger RNA from Coniosporium apollinis CBS 100218, 1806 nucleotides. RefSeq lists its product as uncharacterized. The record is from RefSeq and is a predicted model, not a curated record. The transcript is spliced from 2 exons. Gene Ontology annotation, molecular function: protein binding. Lineage: Eukaryota; Fungi; Ascomycota; Dothideomycetes. Bases 1 to 1806 code for a protein of 601 amino acids.